AUGGCUUUGCUACAGUAUGGUAUUAAAAGUUUAACCAUGGAUCCCAAGGGGAAUUUGAUUCGACAGUGGCUGUCUGUGGAUGGUUUUCUAGGUGUUGUUUCGAAAGAGCUGAACCUCUCUCAGAACCCGCCGCUCGGCCCGUGGAAAAUUGUAGCUGGAAUCAAUGAUGUUGUACAUGAGAGAGUGUUCACUGUGGACUACUAUGUGCUGCCUAAAUUCGAAGUGAAGGUGGACGUCCCCUCCGUCCUGCAUUAUGAAGACAUACUGACCGGGAUGGUCACAGCCAAGUAUUUUUAUGGGAAGCCCGUCAGUGGAAUGAUGUCUGUCACAUAUGUCCACUUUUUCGAUGGCCUUGAGAAGCGUUACCAACUUAAAGAAACAAUUGACGGUUCUGCUGCUUUCACAUUUGAUGUGUCGAACUCCAAACGGUUAGGUGACUACAUAUAUUCCUAUUACGAUGAAUAUGGGCCCAGUGAAUAUGUCGACAUUAUCGUGAAUGUCACAGAUGCUACAGGGUUAACCUACAACAGCAGCGCGAGGGUUUCUUUUGUGAAGAAUAAAUAUAUUCUGGAAUUUCUGCAGCAUCCACAGAUCAUAAAACCCUCCAUGACCUUCACUGCUCAGCUGAAGUUAAGCACCUAUGACAGCCGGCCGCUGUCAGCUGAAGAGCAGAGCAGAAGCGUGCGGCUGGCGGUGACCCAGAACAAGUUCAGCCCCUGGACGUGGACGUGGAACAGCGAAGAAUCCCCAGAGCCUCGCACAACAAACGACAAACCAACGACCAGCUUCUCUCCCAUUUACGAUAUUCCACCCCUGGACCCUCGCACAACAAACGACAAACCAACGACCAGCUUCUCUCCCAUUUACGAUAUUCCAGUCGAAAAUAUGGAUCUUCCUGUUACUGCUGAUGGUGUGAUGUCUUUCCAGAUUCACCUCUCUGACAGCAUUGCCACACUUGAUAUAGAGGCCCGGUUUGAAGACACAGUCCAGCGUCUUCAGCUCUACAGGAGUUAUUCUUCACCGAGCAGAUCCUACAUACAGCUUCACAGAGACAGUGAGCCUCAGGUUGGACAGCCGCUGGUUUUGACUUUGGAGAGCAAUUUUAACCUGACAGAAUUUCACUACCUCGUGAUGUCCCGCGGUCGGGUGGUGGAUGCUGGGACGGUACAUUCCUCCUCCUUCAGUCUGAACACAGAUCACUCUUGGACUCCAGUGGCUUGUGUGGUGGUGUACCACACGCUUCCAGAUGGAGAGAUCGUGAAUGAUGCUCUGCAAGUUACUUUCACUCAAGUCCUGAGAAACACGGUAUCUCUGAGCUGGAGUCAGGAUCGUGCCGAACCAGCAGAUUCCGUCUCUCUCUCCGUGUCUGUAUCCGAGCCCGGAUCUCUGCUGGGAAUUCUGGUGGUGGACAAAGCAGCAUUGGACUCCAGCAAAGACAAUGGCAUCACAGAGAAGACGGUGCUGGAGGAAUUCAUGUCGUAUAGCAGAGAGAUGACCCAUGCGGAUUACAGCAGCGUAAAAUUGGGAGAUCCGUAUUAUAUAUUCAUGACGUGCGGCGUCACGGUUCUGACCGAUGCCAAGCUGGAUCAGGAAAGGAGUCAAAUAUUCUUUGCGUUCCGGCCGGAAAUCCUUAUGAAUCAGCAGGAUAGCGGUGGUUUUCAGGAGCCCAGAAAGCGAACAGACUUUCCUGAAACCUGGAUCUGGCUGGAUGCUAAUGUGAGUAAUUCUGCCUUGGAUUCCUUCCAGUUCACCGUGCCGGACAGCUUGACCUCCUGGGUGGCCUUUGCCAUCGUGAUGUCAGAGAAUCUGGGUUUGGGCAUCAGCGCUCCUGCAGAGUUGACUGUGUUCCAAGAUUUCUUCGUGUCACUGAAUCUCCCGGCGUUCCUGAUCCGUGGGGAACUGCUACUGCUGGAAGUCAAUUUAUUCAACUAUAUGGAUGUAGAUAUGGAGGUGAUGGUUGUGGUUGCAGAAAGUUGGAUGUUUGAGUUUGUGUCACCAGACAAUGGAGGAUUUUCCUUGGACAACGUGAGGAAAGCCUUAGUGUCGAGUCAGAACAUCACAUCGCUUCUGUUCCCCAUCAGAGCCACAGCGCUGGGAGAGAUUCCCAUCUCCGUCAAAGCCACGUCUGUCUACUCUUCAGACUGGGUCUACAAGACGGUUCUUGUCAAGCCAGAGGGACUGGAGCAAUCAUACUCUCAAACCUUGUUUCUGGAGUUUCAACUGAAGCAGAACAUGCUGACUAGGACAAUGUCGUUUAGUUUUCCUGCAAAUGUGGUUCCUGACAGUCAAAGGGCCAGUGUGUCUGCUGUGGGUGACAUUCUGGGCCCAUCCAUUGGCAAUCUGGACUCUCUCAUUGAGAUGCCUUAUGGUUGUGGAGAGCAGAACAUGAUCCAUUUUGCUCCAAAUAUUUAUGUUCUCCAGUACAUGAGAAUCACCAAGCAGACUGAUGAACAGACCAGAAACAAAGCUAUGAGCUACAUGAUGGAAGCUUAUGAACGUGAGCUUUCCUACCAAAGGCUUGAUGGCUCCUUCAGUGCUUUUGGAGACAGUGAUGAUUCUGGCAGCACAUGGCUGUCAGCGUUCGUGCUCAGGUGUUUCCUCCAGGCUCAGGACUUAAUUUCCAUCGACCCGAUGGUGAUGCAGAGGAUAGCAUAUUGGCUACUGGCUCAUCAGAACGCUGAUGGUUCGUUCGAGGAGCCGGGUCGGGUCAUCCACACAGAGCUCCAGGGAGGACUGGAUGGGCCGGUGUCUCUCACGGCAUACAUCCUUAUAGCGCUUCUGGAGGAUGCUGAAUACAGGAAUGCAUUUGAAGGCAGCAUUUCUUCUGCCGUGAGUUUCCUGACGUCUCGACUGGCUCAGAGAAUCUCCAGUAACUACAGCCUGUCUUUAGUGACCUAUGCUCUGUCACUGGCCAACAGCACCGCCGCCCCAUCUGCCCUCACCGAGCUGUUGAACAGAGCACUAAUUGUUGAUGGAGUGCCAACCUGGAGACCCCCAGCCAACGUCCUGUAUAAUUCCUGGCAGCCAAGUUCAUCAGAUAUUGAGAUGUCGGCCUACGUACUGCUCGCCAUGCACAGACUCAAACUAAUGGAUGAAGGAUUCACUCUGGUGAAGUGGCUCAGUAAGCAAAGAAACCAUCUUGGGGGAUAUGGAUCCACUCAGGAUACAGUGAUGGCGUUGCAUGCAUUGUCAAUCUACGCCACCUUCAGCAGCGCAGAGUCCAUAGAUCUCACCAUCACUGUGAACGGUGCCUCCGGUGCUGCCGCCACAUUCAAUGUAGACAGAUACAAUUAUCUGCUCCAGCAGAGCCAAGACCUGCCCAUCGAAGCAGAAGAGGGGGUUGAUAUUGAGGUGGUGGCAGAAGGUAAAGGCUUUGCUCUGUUUCAGCUUAAUGUGUUCUACAACGUGAUGAACCUAAGAACGUCGCUCAGACGGCGUGACAUACACACAGAUGAGGCCUUUUAUUUGUAUAUAGACGUAAUGGACAAUGAGGAGUUCAGUGUAAACCUUCACAUAUGUUUCAGGCUGAGAGAGGACCAGGGUCUGAGACAGACGGGUAUGGCCAUACUGGACGUGGGUUUACUCUCGGGGUUCAGUUUGGCUCAAAACGGUGUCCAGCUAAAUGAUAUAGUCAGACGAGUAGAGACACCUUCAGGACGAAUUACACUUUAUUUAGACACGGUGACCACAAUGGAAAGGUGCGUUGAAAUAUCCACCACCCUGGAAUUUAAGGUGGUCAAUGUCCAAGAUGCUGUGGUCAUGAUCUACGAUUACUAUGAGCCCAGACGGAGGACAGUGCGGUCCUACACAUCUGAGACAAGACGGGACAUGUCUGUGUGUUCGCUAUGUGGGCCGGAUUGCUCCGAGUGUGGGGUUCGAGACAUCUGGCCGACUGACGGGACGCCGUCCAUUAAUAAACAUCCACUUCUGGCUCUAAGUCUGACCACAGCACUCAUCCUGUCAAUCUGCAACUAG
Messenger RNA from Sinocyclocheilus grahami, 3975 nucleotides. RefSeq names its product CD109 antigen-like. The transcript is spliced from 32 exons. The record is from RefSeq and is a predicted model, not a curated record. Gene Ontology annotation, molecular function: endopeptidase inhibitor activity. Lineage: Eukaryota; Metazoa; Chordata; Actinopteri; Cypriniformes; Cyprinidae. Gene Ontology annotation, cellular component: extracellular region. Bases 1 to 3975 code for a protein of 1324 amino acids.